GACACAACAACCAUGUGACUUAUACAAAUCUGGGUGGGGAUUGUAAUUCACCAGCUGAUCUUUGGCUCUGCUACUCAAGCAACAGCAGAAGACACAAUACCAAAAUGCUAAGUGCACGCAGCGUCCUGGUGACGGGGUCCAACCGAGGCAUUGGCUUGGAGCUGGUCCGGCAGCUGGUGGGAAAAAGCAAAGGGCCAGAAUGGGUCUUUGCCACCUGCCGGGACCCAGAGGGACCACGUGCCCAGGAAUUGAAGAACCUGGCUGCCAAAUAUCAAAGUGUCAAAAUCCUCCAAAUGGAUACUAAUGAUCCAUCCAGCAUCAAGAACACUGCCACCAAAGUAACUGAAAAGCUGCAAGGAAAUGGGCUCAAUCUCCUCAUCAACAACGCUGCCAUUGUAAGGGUAGGCACCCUCGAAUCUGAGACAGCAGAAGACAUGUCUGAAGUGUACAAAACCAACGUGAUAGGGUCCAUGCUGGUGACCCAGGCUUUCCUGCCUUUGCUGAGGAAGGCGUCGCAGAAAAGCCCCCAGAAAGGGAUGAGCUGUAGCAAAGCUGCCAUUGUCAACAUGUCCAGUGAAGCUGGUUCCAUCACCAACCUCCUUGCGUGGGAAUAUGGACACGUCAUUAAUUACCGUUGCAGCAAGGCUGCUCUAAAUAUGCUUAGCCGGUGCCAGUCCCUGCGAUAUGCAGAAGAUAGAAUCCUAUGCAUUGCACUGCACCCUGGAUGGGUGCAGACGGACAUGGGAAACACAGAGGGACUGGCCCCACUGACAGUGGAGGAAAGCGUGCAAGGCAUCCUGAAAGCCCUCAGCCAUCUCACUGAGAAAGACACUGGCACUUUUGUGAACUGGGAAGGGGCACCUGUGCCUUGGUGAGACCCUCCAUCCCCCACCUUGCAGGGGAAACAUCUUGCAUGCAAGGAAAAUAUGGGAAGCAAAUGUGUGAUUUCCUUUGCUUUUGUCUGCAAUAAAUUUACCAUAACU
Heteronotia binoei (common prickly gecko) is the source of this 983-nucleotide messenger RNA. RefSeq names its product C-signal-like. Lineage: Eukaryota; Metazoa; Chordata; Lepidosauria; Squamata; Gekkonidae. Bases 105 to 875 code for a protein of 256 amino acids. The transcript has 6 exons. The record is from RefSeq and is a predicted model, not a curated record.